CCCGCACAGAGAGGGAGGAACAACAACUCUGAAAGGUUCUUUUACAAACUAUAUAAAACUCACUGAUGGCUGGGAAGGCGCAGAGUCCACGUGCCCUUAGGUGAAAGGGCACAGACAGUGACAACACAGAAAGGGGAGAACAGUGAAAAGAAGGAAAACCAAGAAGGAAGAGGCAAAGAGGGAGAAGGAGAAGAAGAAAAAGAAAGCCCUUGCAGGGCCAAAAACACGCCUGACCACACCUGGAAUACCGUGUCCAAUUCUGGGAAGCACAAUUAAAGAAGGAUGUUGACAAACUGGAAUAUGUGCAGAGUAAGGCAACCAAGAUGAUCAAGGGACUGGAAACCAAGCAAUAUGAGGAUCUGGCUGAACAAAGUUGAAAUCACCAUCGACAUGAGUUCCGAAUCUAGUGCACAAAGAAUUUUUUUUAAUAAUCAGGAUACAUAAAGAAAUUGAUUAUUCUUUCAAGAAUCAUCAUUGGUUUUAUUUAUACCGGCAUUCGAAGAAUAGGCGGUGAUCAAGAACUACGAGCGGUCAGAAUAAUAUGCGAACAGAUCAUGAAGAACUUUGUGGCAGCAGUUAUGGAUCUUUUUGUUUGAAUGGUGGGAUUUGUUACACGAUACCUGCCAUUUCCAGUCCCUUUUGCAGGUGUGUUGAAAAUUAUACAGGAAAUCGUUGUGAGGAAAUUUUACUACCGAGCAUCAAGAGCCAUCCAAGAGGUGAACUGUUUGCAGCUGUUUUAGCUUCAGUGGUGGUCCUAAGUGUCCUGGUUGCUGGUGCAUUCUUCUUUCUUUGCAGGAAGGGCCAGAUUCCACGGACCAGUUCCAUAGAGCAUGGCAACAACCUGAUUGAAGGGAACAGCAGUGAUGGUUGCAACAAUAACUGAAUAAAGCAAUCAAAACAAGAAAUUAUGGAACAGCAACAAGCAAAACAGCUAUAGACAAGCAAAAACAAUGUUGGAGAAUAUGGAAUCCAUAACACUGUUCCCAGUCACUGUGAAAGAAGAAGAUAUUGCUAAUAUUUUACAAGACCAAAUAUAUACACAUAAAUGUACAUUGCUUAUGUUCUUGCAGCUGUCAGACACAGAAUGUACAAGGUAUGUGAAGCUUAUCAGAGGCAAGUUAGAACGACCUUUAUGCAUAGUAGUUAAAAAAGAUAAAAUACUGUUGAAUCAUGACAGAAUACUGUUAGAUAAUAUUGAGAAGCUAUGUUUCAUUCAUCUGUAUUUAUCAAAGGCAAAAAUAGGUAUAUGCUUUUUCCUAGGCAUGGAAAAUGGUAAGGCCUUUGAUUGUGUUGAACAGAACUUUAAAUGGGAGGGCAGGGCUAGUAAAUAUAUAUAUAUAAUGGACCCUAUAUAUGGACCACAAGUUGUAACUGGCUGAAGACAUGCAGAACCUUCUCAAUGACUUAGUUACUUCUAAGUUUUGUUUGAACUACUCAGAGGGCUUUAGACCUGCACAAAAUACAGUGGUUAAAAAUUAAGGUCAGUCCGCAAAACAAUUUCAUUUGUAAAUAAAGUUUAUCUUUCUCUCUUUAAAUGCCUAUUCCAGGUCUCUAUUAAAAAGCAUUCACAAGUUUAAAAUCAGUUCUUUCACAGCUUAGCUGGCUGCAAAGGUCAUAUUAGGAAACAAAACUGUUUUUGUUGGCCAAAAAUAAAACCACAUAGCAUGA
Molecule: messenger RNA, 1668 nt
Organism: Podarcis raffonei (Aeolian wall lizard)
Lineage: Eukaryota; Metazoa; Chordata; Lepidosauria; Squamata; Lacertidae
Gene: NRG4
Product: neuregulin 4
Exons: 10
Coding region: 542-883 (113 amino acids)
Biological process (GO): intracellular signal transduction; nervous system development; animal organ development
Molecular function (GO): chemorepellent activity
Source: RefSeq, a predicted model, not a curated record